AUGGCCUUUCAAGUGAGGCCCGAAAUUGCAGAGUCCAAAAAGGAAUCAAAGGUGGCUGUAAUCGGACCAAGUCAGGAGACUGGCAUACAAAGAAGGAGUUGGGUUAGCAUCUUUUGGGAUGAAGAUUUUGACAGCAAGUCUCCUGAGGAGCAGAAAUUGGUCCGUAAGAUCGAUAUUGGGAUCUUGAUCUAUGCUUGUUUCGGAUACUUCGUCAAAACUCUUGAUCAGAACAACAUCAACAAUGCCUUUGUUUCUGGUAUGCGCGAAGAUCUCGGCAUGUAUGGCAACGAACUCAAUUAUGCCACUUUGAGUUUCAACGUCCCUUAUUGUGUAGUGAAGCCCUCACUAUAUCUCCCGAUUCUGGAGUUGUUCUGGGCUGUAAUUACGAUUGGAAAGGCAUUUUCCAAUACCCCACAACAACUAUAUGUAGCUCAAUUCUUCUUGGGGAUGGUAGAAGCUGGAUAUUUUCCUGGUAUCAUCUUUUUAAUUGGUGAAUGGUAUACAAAGACCGAGCUGUCUAAGAGAUUCGCUCUGUUUGCUGUCACUAGUUCUCUUGGUGCCAUGUUUUCUGGAUACCUUCAAGCUGCGGUGUACACCAACUUAAAUGGCUCAAAUGGCUUGGCAGGUUGGAAAUGGCUUUUCGUCGUCGACGGGUUUAUAUCUCUUGCAUCAGCAGUCAUUGGCUUUGUUCUCAUACCAGAUUUCCCAAAGACGACUACAUGGAGAUUUUUCACAAAAGACGAAAUUGCUUUAGCGGUUUCUCGGCUGGAAAGGGAUGGGCGACAAGAAAAGCUACGUUUUGAUUGGAGUGUCGUGAAGCGAGUGCUUGGAAGAUGGCACUUCUGGCUCUUUGUACCUCUUUAUGCCAUUUAUAAUUCUGCAUCGACUGCAUGGAGCUACUUGUCCUUCUUGCUCAAAUUUACACCAGGCUAUGCCGUAUGGCAAAUUAAUAUUUACCCCACCGGAGUUUAUGCCGUUACCGUGGUUGCUUACUUAGUAACCGGAUGGUAUGCUGAUUACUUCAACGACCGCUUCAGUGUAAUAUUUUAUCCCAUGGCUGUGUCAUUUGCCUUUGUGACUAUUCUGGCUGUAUGGAAUGUGCCAUUCAAUCUCUUAUUUGCUUCAUACUUUGGAGCUGCCGUAUCAGCCCCUAUUGCAACAUCGAUGGCAUAUUUGACUGCUAUUGUGGACUCUGAUCCGGUUGAAAGAACACUGAUCAUUGGAGCUAUGAACUCCGCCAGUUAUGCCAUAUUUAUCAUUGGACAGAUUUGGUUAUGGCCUACCGUAUCGGCUCCUAGUUUCCCUGUUGGAUACUCCUACACUGCCGCGUCGUUAGGUGUCGGUCUCGUAGUAACGAUUACCAUUCAAUAUCUGUGGAAACGUGACCUGAAGCGUGGAAUUGUACACACAGCGGAUGGGUCCUUUGUGAGACAAAAAGAGAAUCUCACCGUCAGAAAGCAGGAUGUGGAAGUUUCUAAAAGCUAA
Molecule: messenger RNA, 1485 nt
Organism: Synchytrium microbalum
Lineage: Eukaryota; Fungi; Chytridiomycota; Chytridiomycetes; Synchytriales; Synchytriaceae
Exons: 12
Coding region: 1-1485 (494 amino acids)
Biological process (GO): transmembrane transport
Cellular component (GO): membrane
Molecular function (GO): transmembrane transporter activity
Source: RefSeq, a predicted model, not a curated record